Laetiporus sulphureus 93-53 is the source of this 2994-nucleotide messenger RNA. RefSeq names its product isoleucyl-tRNA synthetase. The transcript has 19 exons. Lineage: Eukaryota; Fungi; Basidiomycota; Agaricomycetes; Polyporales; Laetiporaceae. The coding region runs from base 1 to 2994 and encodes 997 amino acids. Gene Ontology annotation, molecular function: isoleucine-tRNA ligase activity; tRNA binding; ATP binding. The record is from RefSeq and is a predicted model, not a curated record. Gene Ontology annotation, biological process: isoleucyl-tRNA aminoacylation. Gene Ontology annotation, cellular component: cytosol.
AUGGACAAAGCCUAUUCCAAGACCUUAUUACUUCCCAAAACUAAAUUUUCGCUCUGGAAUGAUCCCUCCAAGGAUCAAGCAUUUGUAUCAAGGACAUGCGACGAGUUGUAUCGAUGGCAGUGGGAAAACGCAAAGGGCCCGCUGUUUGUGUUUCAUGACGGACCUCCAUAUGCGAAUGGAGAGUUGCACAUUGGACAUGCCCUUAACAAGAUCCUAAAGGAUAUCAUCAACCGGUAUCAUGUCUCCCUUGGUCACAGAGUACACUACAUGCCAGGUUGGGACUGUCACGGUCUUCCCAUUGAGAACAAGGUGCUGGCGAAACUGGGUAAACGCGCUCAAGACCUUUCCCCGGAUGUCAUCCGCAUAGAAGCGGAGGCGUUCGCAAGAGAGGAAAUGCGAGUGCAGCAGGACCAGUUCAGGCAAUUUGGUGUGAUGGCCAAUUGGCAGCCUGAGUCUACAUAUCGCACUUUGGAUCACGACUACGAGAUGAGGCAGUUACAGAUCUUCCAGAAGAUGGUAGAAAAAGGUCUCAUCUAUCGAAACUAUCGUCCUGUAUACUAUUCCCCGUCGUCGUCAUCGGCACUCGCGGAAGCAGAACUGACAUACAACGAGAAACAUGUCUCGCAUUCGGUCUAUGUCGCCUUUGAGCUCAAUACAGCCAGCCCGAACAUGAGCACCACGCUUCGCACGCUCGUCACCGGACGAAAGAAUGUACGGCUGCUGGUAUGGACGACCACACCCUGGACUCUCACUGCCAACAUGGCAAUCGCUGUCAAUCCGGAAAUGAUGUACAAAGCCGUGGCCGCUAGCGCUGACCCUACUGCGCCGUUGGACAUAUUUGCGUGUGAUCUCGAGAAUAACAUAGCAAAGCACCCGGAAGUUCUCGGUUCUGCGGUCCCUAUAGCUGAGAUUCCAGGACACGAGCUGGUCAAUGCGACUUACCGCUCAAUCUUCUCUUCCUUGCACGAUACUGGCCCUCGCGCAUCGCUUCCCAUCCUCUCCUCCUCGCACGUUACGCCAGACUCCGGUACCGGACUUGUACACUGUGCCCCCGCUCACGGUGCUGAGGACUAUGCUGUCAUGCGUUCCCUCGGACUGCUCCCCUCUUCCUCUACGCUAGGGAGCCUGCUCUGUCACGUCGACUUGCUUGGGCAGUUCACAGAAGAUGUAGCUGACGAGGUCGGCGAGAGGGCAGCGCAUGCUUUGAUCGGCAAGGAUGUGCUUGGUGACGGCAGCAAGGCGAUUGUAGAGCUUUUGAUGAAGGCUGGCGCGCUCAGGAAAGUGCACAGGUAUACCCAUCGAUAUCCAUACGACUGGAGGACAGACAAGCCCGUCAUCGUUAUUGCUACGUCGCAGUGGUUCGCGAGUACAGAUCAGAUCAAGGAAGAUGCCAUCGCUGCACUCGAAGACGUGGCCUUCCACCCUGCGGCUUCGCGCAACCGACUAGAAUCUUUCGUCCGCUCGCGCUCGGAAUGGUGCAUCUCCCGGCAACGGGUUUGGGGCGUGCCUAUUCCCGCUAUGCACCACAUACCCACAGGACGCUCACUCCUCGACUCCGCCAGUCUCGACCACAUCCUCAGCAUCUUGCAGGAGAAGCGGACGGAGUACUGGUGGAAGGGACCCGUACACGAAUUCGUCCCGCCCGCGUUGCGGGACGGCAUGGACGAGCGGAAGCUUGCAGAGACAUGGCGUAAGGGCACGGACACGAUGGACGUGUGGUUUGACAGUGGCACUUCCUGGUCGAUGCUGGACGGGCUGUACCGUGAGGGCGGAAGUGGAAAUGGGCGGACCUUCGGUGCAGACGUGUGCCUGGAGGGCUCCGAUCAGCACCGCGGAUGGUUCCAGAGUCAGCUGCUGACGGCGAUCGGAUCGGCUACGGCAGAGGAGCGCAAAGGCGUCGCGCCGUAUAGCACGCUCAUCACGCACGGGAUGGUGCUGGAUGAGUCGGGAAGGAAGAUGAGCAAGUCCGUGGGGAACGUCAUCAGUCCCAUGGCCAUCAUCCAUGGUGGGAAGGACAAGAAGAAGGAACCUGAGUAUGGCACGGAAGUUCUCCGUCUAUGGGCAGCUACCGUGGAGUUCACAAAGGACAUGCACAUCGGCCCGACGUUGCUCGCUCAGUGCAAAGAGACGCUGCGCAAGAUUCGGAACACGGCGCGCUUCAUUCUAGGUGUGCUGGGAGACCAGCAAAAUUCUGACAAAGCUGAUAGAAAGGAAUUUGGUUUGGCGGAGCGCUACGUGAUGCACGAGUUGUACAAACUGGAGCAGGAAAGCCUGCGGGAUUACGCUGCGUUUGACUUUCCCAGAGUGGUGAACGGGCUUGCAAAUUUUGCGAGCAUCACGCUCUCCUCGCUGUACCUCGACAUCACGAAAGAUUGUUUGUAUGCAGACGCGAUAUACAGUCUGGAGCGACGCAGGGUCGUCACCGUACUUGAGCAGGUAUUGAACACAAUGACCUCGGUAAUGGCACCUAUAUUGCCUUAUGUUGCCGAAGAGAUACAUGAAAUCCUUCGUUCCGCUCCGGGCACUUCGGUCUUUACGAAGAAGUGGACACAGCUGGAUAGCAACUGGGAAGAUUCAGAUGCUGAGCGUGACAUGAAUGAGCUUCUUCGCAUACGCAGCAAAGUGUUAGCUGCGCUCGAGCAUGCCCGUCAGGACAAGAAACUUCGAAGUUCUCUGGAAGCUGGUGUACAAUUGACCUUGCCAGAGAGUGUACCUCAAGGUGUCCAGCAUCUUAUCGACGUCCUGCGUCGUGAAGAAUCUUUCCUGAAGACGCUUUUCAUCGUCUCAGAUGUGUCGCUAUCCGCAAAAGAUUAUACACCGCAGCCAGGUGGUUGGGUGUAUUCGGAGUCUCUUCCACUCGGUGGCUCUGAAGCAUCAGUGAAAAUCAUCGUGCAUCCCGCCACCUUAAACAAGUGUCCCCGAUGCUGGGCCUACACGCGGUCGAAGGAAGAGACAUUGUGUCACAGGUGCUCAGAGGUCGUGUCUGUCAGCUAG